AUGGUAAGCAAUAUGCAACCAGUAUUCCUGCAGCUGGUGACAACGUCUGCAGAAUGGAAGUUCCCAGCGAUAAUACAAUUUCGCAUUCGAUUGAUUAUUUUCUUCCAGUCGCAAGAGGUCGAAGAAACACUAAAACGAAUUCAAUCGCACAAAGGCGUUGUAGGAACGAUUGUGGUCAACAAUGAAGGAAUUCCCGUAAAAAGCACGCUUGACAAUACGUCCACCGUGCAGUACGCCGGGUUAAUGAGCCAGCUGUCCGAUAAAGCCCGGUCUGUGGUGCGUGAUCUGGAUCCCUCGAACGAUUUAUCAUUUCUGCGAGUCCGAUCAAAAAAGCAUGAAAUAAUGGUGGCUCCAGAUAAGGACUUUUUACUAAUUGUCAUUCAAAAUCCUACGGAUUGA
Anopheles marshallii is the source of this 399-nucleotide messenger RNA. It is a transcript of the gene robl, whose product is annotated as dynein light chain roadblock-type 2. The record is from RefSeq and is a predicted model, not a curated record. The coding region runs from base 1 to 399 and encodes 132 amino acids. Gene Ontology annotation, biological process: microtubule-based movement. NCBI's taxonomy places the organism in Eukaryota, Metazoa, Arthropoda, Insecta, Diptera, Culicidae. Gene Ontology annotation, molecular function: dynein intermediate chain binding. The transcript has 2 exons. Gene Ontology annotation, cellular component: cytoplasm; cytoplasmic dynein complex; centrosome.